AUGACAAGCAAUGCAUCAAUGACAAUUUCAUCAAUAGAAGAAGAGAGUAUUGAUCGAGAUCGUAUUGUUAAUGGUGAUCUCGUACCUGAUGAAUAUUUUUGUCCAAUUUGUCAAUAUCUUUUAUGGAAACCACGUUCAUGUUCAUCUUGUCAACAUCUUUUUUGCGAAAAAUGUAUUCGAAUGUGGUCAGAAAAUUCAAAUAAUGAAAAUAAAUGCCCAUUUCGAUGUCAACCAUUUGAAGAACGAAGUUGUCCACCAUAUCUUCAAUCAUUAUUAUCUCAUUUAAAUAUUCAUUGUCGAAACUCAUCAUUUGGUUGUAGAGAAGUUCUCUCAUAUGAUGCAUUGGAACAUCAUGAAAAUGUUCAAUGUCAAUAUUUGACUCAACGAUGUUCAGAAUGUGAAAAAUUGGUACUUAUAUCAUUACUUGAUGAGCAUCGACAAAUCCCGGGAUUUUGUGUUCCGCAGCCAAUCAAAUGUACUAUUUGUCAAAAUCAUAUAGAAAAAUCUGCUUUUAGAGAACAUUUUCAUGAAUGUUGUCAAAAGAGAAUAAAUGAGUUAAAUCAGCUGGCGUCUUUACGACAAAAUUUACAAACAUUAGUAAAUGGCCAAGGCAUAACACGACCUAAUCCUGUAAUGACAUUUUUUCAAACUGUAACAAAUACAAUGCAACUCGUGGAACAACAAAAACAAAUGUCACGAUUACCAACAAGUUUAAAAGGAGUUAAUAUGAUUAGACGAGCACGAGAACAGAAUUGUGGUCAUCUUUAUCACAUAUUGAUUAUGUUGAAAUUUAUUUUACUUAACUGGUCGAAAAUUCCGUUUUUUUUAUAUGUACUUUCAAUUGGUGGUCUUUUUUCACUUGGAAUUCUCAUCCUUGGUGGAUAUGUUAUUUUCUCUCAUUGGGCUUACAGACAUAUUUAUUAUGGACCUUGUUUUAUUAUCUUAUUAAGUUAUCUUUUAAGUUAUGGAACUUCAGUAUUUUUUCAGUAUGCUUCCGAUGCAACUAUUAUUUUGCCUGUUGCAAUAGUUAUAUUUCUUUGGGGUUGUACAAGUAGAGCGUCAUUAGAAGUACUUGAGAUGGAUUAUUUAUUUAACAGAACAGUACUCAGUGUUGUUCUCUAUUGUGUAGCGAUAUUGAUAAUGAAGAUAAUAUUAUUAUCAAUUCGAUUCUAUUAUUCGUUUAUGCCGAUAUAUGUCGCAGCAGGUCUUCUGACUUGUCUCAAUUUUUAUCUGUCAUUUAAGGCUCAUCUUGUUUAUGCAAAUGCAAUUGCAACAACUAUGAAUCAACCAAUGUUGCCUGUGUAA
This is a messenger RNA of Rotaria sp. Silwood2, 1305 nucleotides long. The record is from the annotation of a GenBank genome assembly. Lineage: Eukaryota; Metazoa; Rotifera; Eurotatoria; Philodinida; Philodinidae.